This is a messenger RNA of Nothobranchius furzeri (turquoise killifish), 1224 nucleotides long. NCBI's taxonomy places the organism in Eukaryota, Metazoa, Chordata, Actinopteri, Cyprinodontiformes, Nothobranchiidae. The record is from RefSeq and is a predicted model, not a curated record.
ACCUGAAGUCAAGUUAACCUUAUAAAAUGUUUCUUCGGUACAAAAAUAAAUAUAAUAAGAUAAAGAAAUAAGCAACCAAACUAAUAAAAUACUCAAAGAAAAUAUAACUUGCAAAAUUUAGUUUAUAAAUGUAAAUCCUUCCAAAGAAAUUAUUUCUGAUAUUUUGUUGAAGUUAAUACAACUAUGUGGACUGUCCAUCCAUCUUUUUCUCUAGUGACCUUAAAACAGCUUAUUUUAUUUAUUAAUUUAACUUGUGUUGUUGGAGGAUAAAACCCCUUGAGAUGAGGCAUCUUGUUAAAAAGACCUUCUUAAAAAAAUAAACACUUAAUUUGCAAACAUGUAGUCCUGACAUAUUUCUACCCUGCAGACUGAUUAGUUAAUUAACAAUGUUUAUUUUCCAUGAGGAAAAACCUUAAAGGCCAUACAUGACAUGUCAGUGUUGUGCAGACCAGUGAUGAUAAAGUCCUCUCGCUGACUGAUAACAUUCACUUUUCUAAGCUACUGCUAGAACACUUGUAGUGAUUUGAAUAUUUGGAAAAAGGUUUCACAAAAGGAGAUCAGUUAGCUCAAAGGACAGGUGAGAAAGGAAGGGAAAUGUUGAGUGUGAUAGAGCCGAGACGGAGGCGGUACCCAUUAGACAGUCGUGGGUUUCCAGGAGCAGGAAGAGAACAGUCCAAAAGACGCUGAAGAAAAAGAAGCAUAAGCGAUGAAACCUACAUCUGCAAACCAAGCAGUUUCCCUGGUAACUGUGCUGACCUGUGUGUUGCUGCAGGUGGUCCAUGCAGGUGUAGUGAGGGACUUUAACCAUGCAGAGCGCUGCAAGGACUCGUUGUUUAUGGGCACUCCACCAAGAGGCUACCUGAGCAGCUCCUACAAGAAGAUCUGCCAAAGGUAUGAGGACAAGCCUCGAUACGCCACACUGUAUGACCACCACUAACACAUCCCUGUCUACUCUGCAUACACGUUCAAAAAGUCAGACGGAGAGAAGAAGGUGGACUUCCCCUGGAUGUUUGAGCCUCAGGUAAGUCUAAGUUGAGUCAUUUUUCAUUCAGGAUUGUUUACUUUCUUGGCUCUGAAGCUAGAUAAUGAAGCAAACAAAUACCAACGACCAUCUAGGUAUCCACACACCUAAUCAUGCUUAGAGAUAAUGACUUCCUUGUCUUGCUAAGGACUUCUUGAGAUAAGCUUUUUGACUGGGAGUGGAUGGUAUAGUGAGAUAAAGUA